CAUCGAAGGAGCGGGGAUGGCGGUUAGUGGGAGAUUUGGAGAGAGGAGGGCGGAGUAGAGACAUGGCCGGCUGUCCAGGGUCAAAUAUUUUCUGAUCCCCCAUUCACCAUCUCCGGAAACGUGGAAGUGCCGCCACCGAAAAUGUAAGGAACUUCCUGAUUGGGGUGCAAUGGGUUGGUGUGUCUGGACAUCUCUAGGUCAUUGCGACGGUGGGGUGGGGUUGAUUGUGUUGGGCAGAUGGGUGAGAGAGUCGGUUAAGGUAAUGGACGCGUCACUGGACUCUGUUCACAUCUCUCCGAGGGAGGGGGUUCUUACACCUCGGUGGAUGUGCUGGGGCUUUGGCCUGGGACAGUGGUUUCCCGCGAACUGAGGGUUUGAAGCCUUGGGUAUGGUCAGGUGUGGUGAGAAAUAUCGAACCGACCGCGUGGUGCAAAUCUCCAGGACAAUAGAGGCUCUGUAUGAGUUACAAAAAAUCCUCCGACAUUCCCUUCUUCUUCAUUGCUGCCAUCCUGCUCUACUUCUCUCCUUCCUUUCCAUUCCCCUCUCUCCCCCUCCGAUCCAUCACUCCCUCCAUCGUCUAAAUUCCUUUUCCCUCAUCCCUCCCUGUGCUGCACUCAUUUCCUAUCUAUAUUGCUCUCCCUCUCCUCCCGAUCCCCCCCCCCCCGUUGCCUCUUAUUCCAUCCCUCCACGCCGUUCGCUCGCCGUCUUCCUUCUCCCUCUUCCUCCCAAUCACCCCCUUUCAAUUUCUCCCUUCUUCCUCCCUCCUUUCUCCGUCUCUAUCGCUCUCUGUUCCCUCUUUCCUCACACUCCCCACUCUCUCACUGUCACGCGCUUCUUUCUCUCCUCUAAACGCCCAAUUUCCACUCUCUCUCCUUAUCCCACGCUAUGUUUCUCCCCACUUUCACUACUCUACCCGGCACUCUAAUCACUUUCCCCAAAGCCCCCAUCCUCCCUCCACCCCGCAAUACUCCGCCUGUUCUCGGUUCCUCUCUUCACCAGCUGCUCAUCUGGUGUUUGUUGGUGUCGGUCGGACAAGCUUGUCAACACGGGCUUCCUCUGACAACGGCUGCUUCCGCUUUUGAGCUCAGAGUCUCAGAGAACCCUCGACAGGAUGGACGACAGCGAGACUUACAUGAAUGUGAAUUUCACAAAAACGGAUUCACCGUCUCCUUCCGGAGCUGAACCUGAUGUAUCGUACGCGGAACUUAAUGUGAAGAUGCUCACGGAGCCCAGGGUCCGGAUAGUUGGAGUCGGUCUGAACUCCACCUACUCAGAGCUGAAUUUUCGGAAAGAAGAAACCCGCGUCGAUAAGGACGAAGAUCCUCCCAUUUCCUCCGGACACAGCAGGCUGUCAAGCUCUGCACAAACAGGUCCGCAUAAACAGGAGACGAACGAGAACAUCGGAAAUAGACGGUACCGGAAGAUCUGCCUUCUCUGCCUAGUUACGUCCGUCCUUGUCGCGAUAGUGGCCGGGCUGUCGAUCUAUGUAUCACAGAUUCGUCACUCUCUGAUCACCUGCGACCGAGGCCACCAGGAAAUUUGGGAACAAUAUCAGGAGCUAAACCGGACCCAGCUGCAAUGUCGACUUCAGCAAGAUGAGUUGAACAAAACACUUGAAUCCAGCAUAACCCAGAAUUCCCGCCUGGCUCUCUCCCGGAGCACCUGUCUCAAGGAUAUCUCCGUCCUCAACAACAACCUCUCCAUCCUCGAAAACAAAUUGUUCGUCCUCGAAAAUGAAAACUCCGUCCUGAAAACCCAUCUCUCCGAUCUGAAUCAAAUCGAAACCAACCUCCGUCAAAAGAACAGUGACCUCGAAAAUCAGUACCGAUCUCUGAUCAAAGAGAAGGGUCAAAUCUGUCAACUGCUGACCAGCAGAAAAGAACAAACGUGUUCCCAGAACUGGAUCAGAAAUAAAGGCCGCUGUUAUUUCAUAUCCACCGUCUACGUUUCUUACGACGAAGCAAAACAACAUUGUUCAAGCUUUGAUUCAAGACUGUUUGAAAUAAAUUCAAAUGACGAAGCGGUAUGACUGACACCACUGUAUGAUUCCACACAAACA
Hypanus sabinus (Atlantic stingray) is the source of this 2059-nucleotide messenger RNA. Its product is annotated as low affinity immunoglobulin epsilon Fc receptor-like. The record is from RefSeq and is a predicted model, not a curated record. NCBI's taxonomy places the organism in Eukaryota, Metazoa, Chordata, Chondrichthyes, Myliobatiformes, Dasyatidae. Gene Ontology annotation, molecular function: transmembrane signaling receptor activity. Bases 1112 to 2029 code for a protein of 305 amino acids. The transcript is spliced from 6 exons. Gene Ontology annotation, cellular component: plasma membrane.